This is a messenger RNA of Diorhabda sublineata, 1797 nucleotides long. RefSeq lists its product as uncharacterized. The transcript has 8 exons. Gene Ontology annotation, molecular function: oxidoreductase activity; copper ion binding. Gene Ontology annotation, cellular component: plasma membrane. The coding region runs from base 1 to 1797 and encodes 598 amino acids. Gene Ontology annotation, biological process: iron ion transport. Lineage: Eukaryota; Metazoa; Arthropoda; Insecta; Coleoptera; Chrysomelidae. The record is from RefSeq and is a predicted model, not a curated record.
AUGAAUAUUAAUCAACAAUAUCUGACAAAACUAGACUUAUCAUCUUCAGAGGCUGAAGUACUGAGAUUGUCAGUAUUCUUAGGAAUGGUAGCAGUUACUUUCACUUUACUAUAUUUAACUCCGGCGCCAGAUCAAAGGUUCAAAAGCUGCGACCGACCUUGUCAUGAUCUUGAUUGGCCCAUGAUUUGUAGAUUUAAAUUAACUAUAGAAAAAUUACCAACAUCUGUGAUAUGUCAAGAAUGCCAAAAUAGUACUGACUGCCCAUUUUGUGCAUCCCAAAUCGACUUACCUUUAGAACUCAUCACCGCUAAUCGUAAAUUACCAGCGCCCACAUUCCAAGUAUGUCAUAAUGACAUUUUAGUAAUUAACGUAAUAAAUAAACUCCAAGGUCAAAGUAUUACCAUGCAUUGGCGAGGACAAACCAAUAGAGAAGCGCCUUUUAUGGACGGCGUGCCUUUGAUAACACAAUGUCCUAUUAAUGCUUACACAACUUUUCAGUAUAGAUUCAGAGCUUCAUCACCAGGAACACAUUCGUAUCACGCGUUCGCUGAUUCAGAUCGGUUUGAAGGAUUGUAUGGUGCUAUAGUAGUUAGAAAAUCCGAGAAAAUCGAACCGAAUAUACAUCAUUAUGAUAUCGAUGAUAAAAAUCAAAUUUUAGUUUUGUCCCAAACGCGCCAGAAUAUCUUAAUCAAUGGAGUUGGACCGAAUAGAUCAGAUCUCACUAAAUUUGUUGUACAUAAAGGAGCUAGAUCAUUAUUUAGAUUAAUUCAUAGUAGUGGUUCAGGUUGCCCCAUAACUUUUAGUGUGGAUAACCACGUUGUUAACGUCGUCACCGUUGACGCCGAUCCUAUUGUUCCUCUCGAAGUUUCUUCCAUUAAACUCAACAAAGGAGAAACUGUGGACUUCGUUUUGGAAGCUAAUCAAGAUCCUGGUUCUUAUUUUAUCACAGCAAAAUCUCAAUGCGAAUCGAAUAGCUUAGUUGGUAAAGCUAUUAUAGCUUAUAAGGGCGCAGCUGAAGGAACUAAUUUGAAAAAAUUUGAUUACGUCGGGGAUUUAAGAAAAUUCGAUACUGGAUUCUGUGGUGGUGCUAAUGGGAAAGUCUGCGUUGGGGAUAUUAGACCUGCUGAAGGUAUGGAAGGAAGUUUGAGGCAAUUGUAUGUUGAUAAGAGAUUUUAUCUUGGAUUCGAUGCGAAGAGUGUGAGCGGUACUACGAAAAAUAUUCUUUCAACUAAUCAGUAUAAAAUGAACAAUAUUUCUUUUACUUUCCCUCCUGCACCUGUAUUGACUCAACCUUACGAUGUACCAUUGGAUUCGGUGUGCAAUGAAUCGCAUUUACCGGAUAGAUGUCAUGGAAAACAUUGCGAUUGCGUUCAUUUAGAACACAUUCCAUUGGGUAGCAGAACGGAACUCGUACUCAUAGAUCAAGGAGGGAAUGAUGAGGAAUACAUUUUUCAUCUUCACGGCUAUCAAUUUUAUGUAGUCGGUUAUAAAAUACCCAAAUAUCCUUUGACGAAAUCUGACGUGGAGAAGCUCGAUGAAAAUUUCGAUUUUAUCAAAAGAAAUUUACAAAAUCCAGUCAGAAAACAUACAAUAAGAGUGCCUAAAAAUGGGAUAGUGGUUAUUAGAUUCCUUGCAAACAAUCCAGGUUUUUGGUUGCUUCGAGAUGAAAAUGCUCAAGGUUGGACAAGAGGAAUGGAUAUUUUGUUCCAAGUAGGAGAUACUGGAGAUAUUCCCGCACCACCUACUAAUUUUCCUACUUGUGGUAACUUCGUAGGACCCGACUUCUUUUUACUGUGA